This is a messenger RNA of Lycium barbarum (goji berry), 1862 nucleotides long. RefSeq lists its product as uncharacterized. The record is from RefSeq and is a predicted model, not a curated record. Lineage: Eukaryota; Viridiplantae; Streptophyta; Magnoliopsida; Solanales; Solanaceae. Bases 513 to 1592 code for a protein of 359 amino acids. The transcript has 4 exons.
UGUGAAGUGAGUAGUUAAUACUAUAGGUAAAACAAGAAAAAAAAGAGUAUCAUUCUCUUAAUAUGUUAAGUAAAAGUAAAAAUAUAUUUUAGAAAUACUGGAUAAAUAAAAGUGAACGGAAAAAGUAAUAAAAAGACGAUUUUAGACCAAUCUUGUCCCUUAAGGAAAGUGAUUGUCAUUUUUCCAUCCAAUCUCAGUCCUUGAGUACCCUUUCCUCUCCCUUGGCCAAAAAGUAAAGGAACCACGCAACACCAUUUAACCCCAACACUUGAAUGAAGUUGGGAUUUUCAUCUUCCGCCUCUUCGUCGCCGGAUACAGUUGCUGGACCAUCGGCUACAGUGCGGAGCGAUUUCGAGUUUAACUGCACCAUCUACUGAUUCCGUUAAUGUGCCUUGUAAAACUACUACUACUCCCUCCUUGCUUUCUGGUAGUGCUUCUUCCGCCUCUCCGUGGGCGGUACAGUUACCGGAACGACUUUCAGUUCAACUGCACCAUCUACUGAUACCGCUACUAUGCCUCUGUUUUCGAAUGCCAGCUGCUCAACAGAGAUUUCUUCAUCGUCUUCGGUUUCGGCAAUGACUACUACAGUAACUGCCACGUCAGCGUCUUCUCUCUCUGGAAAAGCAUCUGCAUCAACUUCUUCUUCUUCUUCUUCACAACAACAACCGAUCGCCUCUGCAACGGAAUUUGUAACUGUCCCUGAUAGCUGCCCCCCCGAGAAGGACGAGGUUGCUGCAAUUUUGGCAAGGCAACGUGAGAAGUUUUUGUCCUGCCAAGCUGCUAGGCCAGCUCAAGGCAGAGGGGAAAAUGAAAGGCACGCUUGGGUCUUUGGAGCCACGGGGUUUGAAAGUACAAGCUCAAACAAGCCCGUCGGUGAUGCUGCUCAUAUACCUGCUGCUACUGCUGAACAGAAGUAUGGAGAGUCCAAGCCGUGCAGUGUUCCCAGCUCGCAGCCUGCUGGGGAGGAGGAGCCUUACCUUCCACCUGUCGAUCUUCUGGACUCAACAAUCGAUAUGUGGGUACGGGUUGUCGCGAAUAAGAAGACAGAUCAAGAGGUCACUGAAGAGGGGCUUAGUCACUUUUACGAUGGCAUUAACUAUUUCUGUCUUCUGUCUGAACGCCUUCAAGUAGUCACUGACAAGUAUAACGAGGCGGUAAAAGCCUAUAGGAAGCUCGAGGACUCUGAAAGGGAGAGGCUUGAACAUGAGUUGCAUGGGGCUGCAAACACGAUAACCACUCUCACUGAUGAGAAGGAAUCCCUUUUGCAGGUCCAGAUGAUCCUUCACCAGAAGAUUUUCGAGCUUACAAAGGAAUUGAAGGAGGCCGGUCCUGCUGCUAUCCAGAAAUACAAGGCCUCCUCUUUGUACAGACAGGAACUCAUGGAGUAUGCUGCUCCUUACAUGGGAAAAGGGGUGAAGCUGGCCGUAGAGAAGAUCAAGGCUAAAGACCCCACGUUUGACCUGAAGACCUACGGCCUGGAGAUGUACAUUCUUCCUCCUGAAGCUGAUUACGACGAAUUCUCAUCAAACAAGGAAGGUGAUGGUGGUGCCGAUCAGGAUCAGAAUGAGGUGAAGCCAAGUGCUGCAGCUUGAACAUUUGGUGGAAGGAGCAAGUUUAUGAGAUUUUGUUCAUAGAUGUGUUGUUGACGUAACUGCCGAAGAUGGCAAUGAUCCCCUGAGCUUAGCAUGAAGCUCUUUUUGUUUUACCUAUGCUUAGCCAAUGCUACUUUUUUGGCUACUCUGUCUCUGUAACUAGUAUGUUUUGCUGCUGCAUGGAAAUUUAUGGAGGCGUUAAUAGAGUAUGUAAUGAAUGUGCUAAGAUCAUGUCUCUGCAGUAUAUAAGAUGUUACUUUUGUCUGUGCA